Messenger RNA from Solea solea (common sole), 2104 nucleotides. Its product is annotated as brain and acute leukemia cytoplasmic protein. The record is from RefSeq and is a predicted model, not a curated record. Gene Ontology annotation, cellular component: cytoplasm. Lineage: Eukaryota; Metazoa; Chordata; Actinopteri; Pleuronectiformes; Soleidae. The transcript is spliced from 3 exons. Bases 265 to 657 code for a protein of 130 amino acids.
CGCAGGUAGCCGUGGUAUGUGUUCAUGCUGCUGCUUAACUGAUGUCUGUGGACGGCAGCGUCAAGCAUCAGCAGCAGUAUCAGCAGCAGCAGCUGAUGAUGAUGAUGGAGACAGAGACGAGGAUGGAGCUGCUACAGUAGAGAAGAAGAAGGAUGAUGGUGGUGAUGAUGAUGCUGCAGAUGAUGCUGCAGCUGCCGUGGUGAGAGACCACAGGUGGAGGAGUCGUGUUUCACUACGUGUCCGCUGCGGCGUCACCUGCCGUGGAUGAUUUUUCUCAUGGGUUGCGGAGGGAGUCGGGCGGACGUGAUCGUCGAGCCGAGGUAUCAUGAAAGCUGGACCAGGGAGACGGAAUCGACGUGGCUCACCAACACGGACGUGGAGACGCCUCUGCCAGUGGCCAACAGUAAAGCUCUGGAGUCCAGUCUGAGAGAGAAGAGGACGGUGACCACAGGCACUCAGUGUGGGAAGCAAAGCCUCACCUCCACCGGCUCCAACCACCAGAGGAGGUCCAGACGCUCGCUGACUGAUCAAACAGCUCGUGACACCAAAAGGCGGGCAUCAAAAGAGGCCGGCGUUCCAACGCCUAAGGACGGCCCGUCGGUCAACAUCAGCGGCGGUGAAGACGCUGAAGCGGGCAAAGUGUGUGACGAAAGAUGAGGAAAAGCCAAGAACCUGUGAAGCAGAAGAUGGCCAAUGCUGUUAGCAAUUCACCACAAGAUGGGGCAGUGACUUAAAGACGUGUGUGGAUGACAUUUGUGUGUGAUUCUUGGCUGUCGAUCUCGGUGAUUUACAAGCACCUGCGUACGUCUCCAUCCAAAGAUCUCGGGAUGCUGCAUCCUCGCUGUGCCAUUGUAAAUGCUUGCAUGAAGCCGGGAGUGGCUCACGGUCUGUGUUCACACUCUCCACCAUGCUUGUGUCCCACGCUUGCGGUGCUGGUCGGGAAUGUGUCACUGUGUAACGCCAGUUUGUGAGAAAGUCACACUGGACGGUUCCAUAUGCAUAUGAUAAUCACAGUCGACACAUCUCAGUGGGGCCUUCCUUAAGAGUUAGCUUCGGUUCUUUGUGCUUUUGUGUACUUUUCUUUGUUGUGAAUGUGGGGAGUCGACGAGAAUGGUGUUUCACCUCGGUCAAUGCUGUAGAUGAUUUUCAUUUAGUGUAACCUGAAGUGCUGUUUAGAAACGGAGAUUUGGAGGUUGGAAAGCUUGAAGGCUUAAGACUCUUUUUUACAACCCCGUUGCAAGAUAAAGAAACAAACACACCCGCAUGUGCCUACAAAAUCAUUUACAUUUGAAGUGCUCCUGUGUUCACUCUGAGAGUUUAUUUUUUAACAUUGUUGAAUGUUGUAUUUUCCAGUUCUCUAACAUCUUUUUUUCUUUUUAAAUAUGUAUGUUGAAUGACUGUGUGAGUUAUUAUUUACCACAGUGUACUUUCAAUGAGUGUCAUUUGUGUGGCUUAUACUGAUCUGCAUGUAUAAAUCAAACAAAAUGAUGACAAUAGUCUCUGCACAAAUAUUAUCAGAGGAAAAGUUUGGAAAAUAAACAAUGGUCAACAGCAGAUGGUGCUGUUGAUCAGCUGUGUCUUACUAACUGAAAACUCCCAGGACAACAACUAUUUAUUUUCAUAAUAGCUCUCUCUUCAUUUCUGCUCUGCUGGAAGGAUUAAUUAAAGUCAAUCUUUUGGUCUUGUCUAAUUUUAAGAUCUAAUGCUUGUGAUUACUGUUGCUUCACUAAGAUAAUGAAAGGCCAACUUUGUUUAGUUUUUUUAAAUGUCAAACCAAAUUUUGAAUUAAACAUACAUGAUUUCUGUUUGUAUCACGUAGUGAAAGCAACGCAAAGUGAAUUUCUCAUUUGCUAUAGCCAAAGGUUAUUUAGAAUCAACUAUGGAUGUGUUAACAUAUAGCUAAGCACAUUAAAGUUGUUGUUUUUUCCCCCAAUUUUCCUCUUUCAAACACAUGAUUAUUGUAAUUUAGUUUAUUUGCUUAUGGUAAUCAUCUUAAAAGGCCCUAUGAAAAAAAAGAAAAAAAAAGUAUGUAUAUAAGACUAAACAUGAAAUGGCAAAAAAUAGACUAUUUUUUCCAUGAAAUAAAACACAUCACCCAACAUUA